AUGAUGGACCAUCGGGGCUACCUCGCAGUGGGCGGCCGCCCUGCCGGCGAAGCACCGCGGACCGUCAGGCCUCCGAAGAGGAGAAAGGAGGAGCAGGAGGAGGUCAUCACGGUGGAGUAUGCCGUGCCGGACAGGGCCAUCCCUGGCACGCAGCUUCAGGUCACGACCCCGACAGGCGGCAAUCAGGUGACGGUAACGGUCCCAGAUGGCGCGAAGCCGGGAGACGUGGUAAAGGCGGACGUAAAGAUACAGAAGCCGACGCCGGUUCCUGCUCCGCAGCCUGCACGUGGUCGGGAAGGCUCUUCAGAAUCUGCAAGGUCUUUCGAUAGGCCUGGAAUUCCCUCCUUUUCGAUGCUGCUGCCGAAGAAGAAGAAGCGACGGAAGAAGAGCAAAAGCAGAAGCAGGAAGCGAAAGAAGAGUAGCAGUUCAUCGAGCCGAAGCAAGAAAAAGAAGAAGGCGGACAAGGAGAAAAAGAAGCGCGAAGGCGAGGAGAAAAAGCGCGCCGAGAAGCAGAGGCAGGACGACGAGCGGCGACGGCUCAUGCGGGAACGACGGGCCGCCCGAGGCCUGACCGGCGCGGCGAGCGCGAAUCUUCAAGCUGAGUAUCGUGUCGCGUGGUGUAGUGUUGCUGCUGGCGGGCGGCUCUCCGCAGUGCUUCGCAUAUACUUUUGUGUUAGGGCCCUCGCCUGCGCGGCCUUCGCCUGGUACGCCCAUCAUCUGGACUCGCUGGUCGAGUCAUGGAGCGUUGGAGACAGGAAGCCAGAAGAAGCAGACAACGAGCGAUAA
Prorocentrum cordatum is the source of this 786-nucleotide messenger RNA. The record is from the annotation of a GenBank genome assembly. NCBI's taxonomy places the organism in Eukaryota, Dinophyceae, Prorocentrales, Prorocentraceae.